UACUUUCAGCUAGCAGCAAACUUGGUCAUCAAGAUCCCCAAAGCCACAGUAGGUCAACUAGUGCGUGAUGCGGUCAAACAGAGCAGGCGCUUGCUCUGCCUGAUCGAUCCGCCUAUAAACACGGAAACCCACACUAGCAGCUAGGCUAGCAGCAGCACACAGGAAAAUGGAGCAGUCAACCGGCCAAGGAGCGCAGCCGCCGGCGAAGAAGGCGGCCGUGGAGGUGACGCUCCGCCGGUUCACGCUCGCCGACGUGGACGCCAUGAUGGCGUGGGCGUCGGACCCGCUGGCGGCCGCCCCGUGCCGCUGGGAGCCCUACACCUCCACGGAGCCCCUGCUGGCCUUCCUCCGCGACGCCGUGCUGCCGCACCCCUGGUUCCGCGCCAUCUGCCUCGCCGGCGACGACCGCCCCGUCGGCGCGAUCUCCGUGUCGCCCACGGACGACGGCUGCCGCGCGGAGCUCGGCUACGUGCUGGCCCGCGCGCACUGGGGCAAGGGCGUGGCCACGGCGGCCGUGCGGCGGGCGGUGGCCCAGGUGUUCGGCGAGCUGGAGGGCCUGCUGCGCGUGGAGGCGCUGGUGGACGUGCCCAACGCGGCGUCGCAGCGGGUGCUGGAGAAGGCCGGGUUCACAAGGGAGGCCGUCCUGCGGAGGUACUGCGUGCUCAAGGGCAACGUCAAGGACAUGGUCAUCCACAGCUUCAUCUCUACCGACACGGUGCUGCUCGACUGACCGAUCCCUAUGGAUGCGAACAGUGGUCUCUGGUCUGGUCUCAACGUACGUUGUACAUAGCUCAUGGUUAGUUUUCAGGUCCAGGUCCAGUGGCACUCCAGUAUUUUUUUCCUAGCUGUUUCAUUAUUGUUGUAUGAACCAAGACUACAAUGAUUUCAUUGGUGUGGAAAUUCUAAAUGUAUCUUUACUUUUCCAUUUGUAUGACUAUAUCGUUUAUUCA
Lolium rigidum is the source of this 950-nucleotide messenger RNA. RefSeq lists its product as uncharacterized. Lineage: Eukaryota; Viridiplantae; Streptophyta; Magnoliopsida; Poales; Poaceae. Bases 167 to 730 code for a protein of 187 amino acids. The record is from RefSeq and is a predicted model, not a curated record. Gene Ontology annotation, molecular function: acyltransferase activity, transferring groups other than amino-acyl groups. The transcript has a single exon.